Molecule: messenger RNA, 2076 nt
Organism: Acanthocheilonema viteae
Lineage: Eukaryota; Metazoa; Nematoda; Chromadorea; Rhabditida; Onchocercidae
Source: the annotation of a GenBank genome assembly
AUGGUUGGACGAAUUACAUGCGGCGUGGCAACAUCGGCACAUUUGUUCGAAGUUUCAGCAUGUCAUCCUCAGAAUUUAAUUCAGAUGGGACCAAACGGACAGUUGAUCGGACUACGACAUCGACGAACAGAGGGACAUGCCUUCAGGAUUCUCGGAAUGAACCAACUUCUUCGGAAUAAUAAUGAAACUACUUCAACUAAUUCUGCUCGUCCUACCGAAGAAUUAAUAGUUGAUCCAAUCCACAUUCCUCCACUGGGAAAUAUGAACCAGAAUAACGUACAUUUUGAAGAUGAUUUGUCGGAAUCGUAUGUCGAAGGUGCAUCAUUAGAAAUUGAAAAUGGUUAUCCACUCGUUGCUGAUCUAGAACAACUUCAUUUGGAAAAUGGCUGCAUGUCGAUUAAUGAUAUUAUUCAACCGCGAUCUUUUAAUUCGGAUUCAAUGGAUGACAUUGCGGGUAUGCAGCGAGACUCGCUGGAUGAUUCAAACACGAGAGCUUCGGAACUGCUUGAAAGAAAAGAUGAAACGCUUGGGGUCGUUACAGCGGGAGAAGCUACCGGGCCACUGCAUGAUGUAGCAACUAUCGUUCACAAAGCAUCAUCUUUUCGUGUUUCAGUGAAUAGACGUCUGGUUGAUGCUCAAGGCAAUUAUUUUGAUCGAAGAGAAGCUGGUGAAGUACCAUGUAUGGGCUGGCAAGCAUCAAAAAGCACGUUGAAGGAACGUUUUGCAUUUUUGUAUUGCAACGAAAUUCUUGCUGAUGUUUGGUUUGUUGUUGGCCGUGGCGAACUAACGCAGGCAUGUUUUGGUUACAUUUUAUCAUAUGCUGUAGAAAAUGAUUGGCUUUUUUGUUUUAGAAUUCCUGCACAUAAAUUCAUAUUAAUUAGUGGUUCAGCUGUUUUUGAUGCGAUGUUUAACGGUGGACUAUCGAACUAUGCAAUAGCAUCAGAAACAAGUAGUGCAGAAGGUAGCCAAGAUAUCGACUUGCCUGAUGUCGAGCCUGGAGCUUUCUUGGCUUUGCUCAAAUUUCUUUACACAGACGAUGUUUCUUUUGGACCAGAAAUUGUAAUGACAACUCUCUAUACAGCCAAAAAAUAUGCGGUGCCCGCUAUGGAGCUUGCUUGUGUUGAUUUUUUGAAACGAAAUCUUGGUGCUGACAAUGCUUUUAUGUUGCUAACUCAGGCGCGAUUAUUUGAUGAACCGCAGUUAGCUAACCUUUGUUUAGAUAUAAUUGAUAGAAAUACGAUUGAAGCUUUGAAUGCGGAAGGUUUCACGGAAAUUGAUUUGGAUACACUUUGUGUAGUUUUAAAGCGAAACACUUUGCGAGUUCCUGAAGCGCCAUUGUUUCUCGCAGUACUUCGAUGGAGUGCAGAAGAGUGUCGCCGUCGGUCCUUGACUAUCAAUGCAGAGAAUCAGCGAACAGUGCUUGGAAGAGCUUUACAUAUGAUACGCUUUCCAUUGAUGACAAUUGACGAAUUUGCCCAUCAUGCUGCUCAAACAGGUAUACUAACCGAUCGUGAAUUGGUCAGCCUUUUUCUGUAUUAUACGGUGAAUCCUAAACCACAGAUUGAAUUUGUGGAUGUUCCACGUUGUUGCGUGUUUGGUAAGGAAGUAGUAGUUAGUCGUUUCCAACGUGUUGAAGGGCGCUGGGGAUAUAGCGGUACACCAGAUCGUAUUAAAUUUACUGUUGAUAGAAGGAUCUAUGUUAUUGGCUUCGGUUUGCAUGGAUCUAUUCACGGUCCUAGUGAGUAUCAAGUUACUAUUCAGAUUCUUCAUUGUGGCACGGGGAAAAUUUUGGCAAGUAAUGAUACAUCAUUUUCCUGUGAUGGAUCAUGCGGGACAUUUCGAGUGUUAUUCAAAGACCCCGUGGAAAUCAACCCCUGUGUUACCUAUAUCGCUUCUGCACGUUUGAAAGGUCCCGAUUCUUUUUAUGGCACCAAAGGUUUGCGGCGUAUUGUUCAUCAAUCUCCCUCAACCGGAGUCAUAACUUUUCAGUUUACUUACGCUGCUGGUAAUAAUAAUGGCACAUCUGUCGAAGAUGGCCAAAUUCCAGAAAUCAUAUUCUGCACGAAAAUUAUUUAA